Molecule: messenger RNA, 1421 nt
Organism: Moneuplotes crassus
Lineage: Eukaryota; Ciliophora; Spirotrichea; Euplotida; Euplotidae
Source: the annotation of a GenBank genome assembly
AUUAAAAAUGAAGAUAUCUAAUGUGAGUAAGAACCUGGUAGUCUCUUUCACUACUUUUGAUGGAAUGAUCAACGCUUUAAUGCUACUCAACCAGUUGAUGAAUGCAGGUAUGGCACAAUUCUCUAAUCCAAUUAUGAACACAAGAUUAGGGUCAAGAAGAAGCUUGACUUUCUUCCACAGGCACUUAUGGAUUACUGUUUUUACUUUCAUGCUUGCAUGUUUGAAGGGUCAACUGAAAUUUCCAGGGAAAUAAAGAUUUUCACUUUAUUGUAGUUGCUGGAUCUCUUAAUAUGUUCCUUAACAUGCAGCUAAAUUCAAAGAAUAACAGUUUCUUCACUCUCCCGUUUAUGAUGCUCUUCCAGCCCUUGUUUCCAGCUUUUGUGCUAAUGUACCUAAUUGGCUUAGGACUUGACAAAUGGACACCCAGAAAAAUUGCAGGGUGAGUCUUCUGCAUCUUACCAGCCCUCUCUUAUGUUACUUUGUAUAAUAUCACAGACGAAAAUAGAUUCUUUAAAAAUUUCUUUUUGAUAAUACAGAUUAUGUACCCAGCGAUGGGUGCUAUUUCUCUAAGAUUUGCCGUGUUGAAAGGGAACCUAGGAAUAUUCAACAUUGCUUUUUGGGCUUCACUUACGGCGACUGCUCUGGCUUUUUCUUACUAUUCAUUCCAAUAUUGGCUUGCUCCAAGUCCUCCAUUCUUUAGCUAUACAUAUCAAUUAGGGCUCAUGAGAAUUGCAACUAUCUGGAUUUUCCGAAUCAUCGCGGAUACUUUUAAUGUGUGUACAUUCAUCUACUUUACUUCAAAAAAGAAGAUAGCUAAGGCUGCUUGUUUUGUCACUUUGAAUGGUAUGUUCAUUGUCCUGUUCAACCUCCUCAUGGGAACUUAUGACACAUGGAUCUAUGCUUAUUUGUUAUUCAUUUACACAGGAUACAGCUUAAUUGCAUAUGAUAGGGCGAAAGUGUCUAAAGCUAAGCUCAAGAAGAACAUUAAAAUCAGAUAUAUUUCCCACGUAGACGAGAAUCACAAGGAAGUGAAGUAUUCUGACUUCACUUUUAACUCAGAACUAAACAAUCAUGAGCUGAUGAAUACUAUUAAACAAGUGGGAAAGAAAAUGCCAAUAGCAGAACUCCCAAGUCUAGAGGUUUCAGACUCCAAGGAUACAGUUGAUUUUAGAGAGAAUUAUUUUGGACAAUCUACUUCAGGUUCUCGAAAAAAUAUCAAGAAUAAAGUUAUUAGCAAAACACAAUAAGAGGAAUUAAAUAAAACUUACGAAUCUUUGAAGAGAUCAAGGAAGAGCUUGCUUACUGAACCAAGCUCUGUGUAGCUAGCUUAAUUUGAUCAAUAAAUUUCUUUGAAAAUAAUCAGGAAAUCCAUUCGUUAGGCAUCACUAAUUUACAUGAUGAAUAUGCUUGAUUCUUCAGGC